AUGUCCACUGAAGCAUCUGGAACUUCUGCUGCUGCUCCUGUGGCUGCUGUAGCCCCUGCUGCCGCUCCAGCUCCUCAAAAACAGGGUAAGAAAUCGAAAAAGAACGACCAGUUCAUCUUGAAAACUCCAAAAGGUACUAAGGAUUGGGCCGACAAGGACAUGGUAUUGCGUGAGGCCAUUUUCUCUACAUUGAGUUCAUUGUUCAAGAGACACGGUGCUGUGACUAUCGACACCCCAGUGUUUGAACUCAGAGAGAUCUUGACUGGAAAAUACGGUGAAGACUCAAAGUUGAUCUACAAUUUGGAGGACCAAGGUGGUGAAUUAACAUCGUUGAGAUACGACUUGACUGUUCCUUUUGCCCGGUUUGUUGCCUGCAACUCGAUCUCUGCCAUCAAGAGAUUCCAUAUCGCUAAGGUUUACCGUAGAGACCAACCAGCCAUGACCAAGGGAAGAAUGAGAGAGUUUUACCAAUGCGACUACGACGUGGCCGGCAAUUACGACACCAUGGUUCCUGACUCGGAGGUUUUGGCCGUAUUGUGCGAGGGUUUGACCGGCUUGGGUAUCAACGACUUCAAGGUCAAGUUGAACCACAGAAAGAUCUUGGAUGGAAUUUUCCAGGCUUGUGGUGUCAAGGAAGACGAUGUCAGAAAGAUCUCAUCGGCCGUUGACAAGUUGGAUAAGUUACCCUGGGAUGCCGUCAAGAAGGAAAUGACUGUUGAGAAGGGUCAGUCCGAUGAGGUUGCUGACAGAAUUGGUGGUUUCGUCAAAGUCAAUGGAUCCAUCAGAGAAACGUUGAAGUUUUUGCAAGACGCAGAAAUUUUAGCUUCUAAUGAAUCUGCACAGCAGGGUAUUGCUGAGAUGUCGAUUUUGGCUGACUACGUCGAGGCUUUGGGCAUUGAGAACUACUUAUCGUUUGACUUGUCUCUUGCCAGAGGUUUAGAUUACUACACCGGUUUGAUCUACGAGGCAGUCACCGAGGCUUCUGCUCCACCUGCCAACGCUGCAGAGUUGAAGGAGAAGGCUGCCAAGGACAAAAAGAAGGCCAAGAACGCCGAGGACGAUGCCAGUGAGUACGUGGGUGUGGGUUCCAUUGCUGCUGGUGGUCGUUACGAUAACUUGGUGGGUAUGUUCUCCAACGGCAAGUCCAUUCCAUGUGUUGGAAUUUCGUUUGGUGUUGAGAGAAUCUUUUCCAUUAUCAAGGCCAGAGCUGCCAAGGAGUGGGACCAGCUUUCGCCUUCUCACACUGACGUUUUCGUCAUGGCCUUCGGUGGAGGUGCUGACUGGACCGGAUUCUUGAAGGAAAGAAUGACGGUGGCUAAGCAGUUGUGGGCAGCUGGCAUCAAUGUGGAGUACGUUUACAAGGCCAAGGCCAACCCUCGUAAACAGUUUGAUGCUGCCGACAAGUGUGGGGCUAAGUUGGCGGUGAUUUUGGGUAAGGAGGAAUACCCCGAGGGAAAAAUUAGAGUGAAGGUGUUGGGCCAGGGAGACGACUCUACUGAUGGAGACCUUGUGGAUGCUGCUGACCUCGUUAAUAUUGUUCAGGACAAGUUGGCGUCAUACCAUGAGAGUGGCAUGGAUGUGGUAACGCGGAUGGUGAAGAACUUGUAG
Molecule: messenger RNA, 1608 nt
Organism: Sungouiella intermedia
Lineage: Eukaryota; Fungi; Ascomycota; Pichiomycetes; Serinales; Metschnikowiaceae
Source: the annotation of a GenBank genome assembly